This is a messenger RNA of Alexandromys fortis (reed vole), 267 nucleotides long. RefSeq names its product polyadenylate-binding protein 2-like. NCBI's taxonomy places the organism in Eukaryota, Metazoa, Chordata, Mammalia, Rodentia, Cricetidae. Gene Ontology annotation, cellular component: nucleus. The record is from RefSeq and is a predicted model, not a curated record. The annotation marks the transcript as partial. The transcript is spliced from 3 exons. Gene Ontology annotation, molecular function: poly(A) binding.
GCAGAAGAGCUGGAAGCUCACUUUCAUGGCUGUGGUUCAGUCAACCGUGUUACUAUACUCUGUGACAAAUUCAGUGGCCAUCCCAAAGGGUUUGCGUAUAUAGAGUUCUCAGACAAAGAGUCAGUGAGGACUUCCCUGGCCUUAGAUGAGUCCCUGUUUAGAGGAAGACAGAUCAAGGUGAUUCCCAAACGAACCAACAGACCAGGCAUCAGCACAACAGACCGGGGUUUCCCGCGUGCCCGAUACCGUGCCCGGACUACCAAUUAC